Molecule: messenger RNA, 4131 nt
Organism: Gracilinanus agilis (Agile Gracile Mouse Opossum)
Lineage: Eukaryota; Metazoa; Chordata; Mammalia; Didelphimorphia; Didelphidae
Gene: ZNF536
Product: zinc finger protein 536
Exons: 4
Coding region: 1-4131 (1376 amino acids)
Biological process (GO): regulation of DNA-templated transcription
Cellular component (GO): nucleus
Molecular function (GO): DNA-binding transcription factor activity, RNA polymerase II-specific; RNA polymerase II cis-regulatory region sequence-specific DNA binding
Source: RefSeq, a predicted model, not a curated record
AUGGAGGAAGCUAGUUUGUGCCUUGGAGUUUCUUCAGCUGUCCCAGAGGCUGAGGCCCAUCUUAACAGCACGAUCCUUAAUGGUCAGUAUUCAAUGAGCCAGAAGCUGCACCAGAUAACAUCUCAGCUCAGCCAUGCUUUCCCAGAGCUCCAGACAAGGCCUAACUCUGAAGAGAAGGCCUCCACACCCCUAGAGGAGAAGAGCCACGUGUCCAUGGGAGGCCAGCCAAUUGGCAGCCAGAUGGCCCUUUUGGCCAAUCAGCUCAACCGCGAUGUGGACACCAGCCUGAACGGAAGGGUGGACCUGCAGCAGUUCCUGAAUGGCCAGAACCUCGGCAUCAUGUCCCAGAUGAGUGACAUUGAGGACGAUGCGAGGAAGAAUCGGAAAUACCCCUGCCCCCUGUGUGGGAAGCGAUUCCGGUUCAAUAGCAUCCUUUCCCUCCACAUGCGCACACACACCGGCGAGAAGCCCUUCAAGUGUCCCUACUGCGACCACCGGGCAGCCCAAAAGGGGAACCUGAAGAUACACCUGAGGACCCAUAAGCUUGGAAACCUGGGCAAAGGCCGUGGGAGAGUCCGGGAGGAGAAUCGACUGCUUCACGAACUUGAGGAAAGAGCUAUCCUGAGGGACAAACAGAUGAAGAGCAGUCUCCUCCAGCCUCGACCCGACGUGAAGCCUCUGCCGCACUCCCAGCAGCCCCCUCUGGCCAAUUGUAACCUGGCUUUGCCCGUGAACCACAGCGUCCCUGACAUCUCCAAUCCGGUGCCCUCGCCAAAGCCAGCCAACGUCCAAGAAGACAUGGUGGUUCCCACAGCGGGUUUCCGUUGCACGUUUUGUAAGGGGAAGUUCAAGAAACGUGAGGAAUUGGACCGUCACAUCCGGAUCCUUCACAAGCCCUACAAGUGCACCCUGUGUGACUUUGCAGCCUCCCAAGAGGAGGAACUGAUCAGCCACGUGGAGAAGGCUCAUAUCACUGCCGAAUCGGCCCAAGGACAGGGCUCCAAUGGAAGUGGAGAACAGUCGGCCAAUGAAUUCCGUUGCGAAGUGUGUGGCCAGGUGUUCAGUCAGGCAUGGUUUCUCAAGGGCCACAUGAGAAAGCACAAGGAUUCUUUCGAGCACUGCUGUCAGAUCUGUGGGAGGCGCUUCAAGGAACCCUGGUUCCUUAAGAACCACAUGAAGGUUCACCUCAACAAGCUUUCUGUCAAGAACAAGUCUCCUAAUGACCCUGAGGUCCCUGUUCCCAUGGGAGGCAUGUCCCAGGAGGCCCAUGCCAACCUGUACUCUCGAUACCUCUCCUGUUUGCAGAGUGGCUUCAUGCCCCCAGACAAGUCUAGCCUGAGUGAACCUAAUCAACUCUACAGCAAGGGAGAUUUGCCUAUGAAGGAGAAGGAGGUUCUGGGGAAGCUGCUGUCUCCCAUCUCGGGCAUGGGCCACAGCCUUGGCGAAGGGGACAAACAUUCCCUCUUGGGUUGCCUCAACCUGGUGCCGCCACUAAAGUCCAGCUGCAUAGAACGGUUGCAGGCAGCUGCCAAAGCAGCCGAGAUGGACCCUGUGAAUAGCUAUCAGGCCUGGCAGCUCAUGGCAAGAGGGAUGGCCAUGGAACAUGGCUUCUUGUCUAAAGAGCAGCAGAUACAGCGCAACCAUGAAGACACUUUGGCAAACGCCGGAGUUCUGUUUGAUAAGGAGAAACGGGAGUAUGUGUUAGUAGGAACAGAUGGCUCCAAGCAGAAAAUGCCUGCUGAUUUGGUUCACAGCACUAAAAUGGGCAAUCAAAGAGACCUGCCAAAUAAACUAGACCCUUUAGAAGGCAGUAGAGAUUUUUUGUCACAUGGUCUCAACCAGGGACUUGAUUACAACAUGCAAAGUCAUGGAAACAUGAAGGAGAAGCCCACUGAGUGCCCAGACUGUGGCCGAGUGUUCCGAACCUACCACCAAGUUGUCGUCCACUCCCGAGUCCACAAGCGGGACAGGAAAGCUGAAGAAGAGGUCCUCCAAGGGUGCCUGGAGGAGCGAAGGGGUUCUGGCAGUGACCAGGAAUCCCAGUCGGUGAGCCGGUCCACUACACCAGGCUCAUCCAAUAUUACAGAGGAGAGUGGGGUCGGUGGGGGCCUUUCUCAGACCGGAAGUGCUCAGGAAGACAGCCCACACCCUUCAUCACCGUCUUCCUCAGACAUUGGUGAAGAGGCUGGGAGAUCUGUCGGAGUCCAGCCACCAGCUCUACUGAGAGAUAGGAGCCUUGGUUCGGCAAUGAAGGACUGUCCUUAUUGUGGGAAAACUUUCCGAACAUCCCACCAUUUAAAGGUGCAUCUGAGAAUACAUACAGGUGAGAAACCCUACAAAUGCCCCCAUUGUGAUUAUGCUGGUACUCAGUCUGCAUCCUUAAAGUACCACUUAGAACGACACCAUCGGGAACGACAAAAUGGUGCCGGGCCACUCUCUGGGCAGCCUCCAAACCAGGAUCAUAAAGACGAGACAACAAGCAAAGCAUCUCUGUUUAUCAGGCCGGACAUUCUGAGGGGAGCUUUCAAGGGUCUCCCAGGAAUUGAUUUCAGAGGUGGAACUGUCUCUCAGCAGUGGACAUCAGGAAUGCUUUCAUCUGGGGACCAUUCAGGGCAGGCUGUAGGCAUAUCUUCUGAGACUUCUUCAGAGACUCUCAAGGGCUCUGACCUACCUUCCAAAGGUACACACUUUUCUGAAAUUGGACGGGCCUAUCAGAGCAUCGUAGGCAAUGGGGUCAACUUCCAAGGCUCUCUGCAAGCCUUCAUGGACAGUUUUGUCUUGAGCUCUUUGAAGAAGGAGAAGGAAGUGAAGGACAAGGCCCUAUCAGAUCCACUUUCCAUGAAAGUCCAUGGACCAGAUGGUGAGGAAAAAAAUAGUGGAAAAUCCUCCCAGAGGAAAUCAGAGAAAUCUCAGUAUGAACCCCUGGAUUUGUCCGUAAGGCCAGAUGCAGCUUCUCUCCCAGGUUCCUCCGUGACUGUUCAAGAUAACAUCGCAUGGCAUGGCUGCUUGUUUUGUUCCUUUACAACUUCAUCAAUGGAAUUGAUGGCCCUUCAUCUCCAGGCCAAUCACUUAGGCAAAACUAGACGCAAAGACAGUGCUUUGGUAGCUACAGGAAAUGGCAAGGACCAAGCGAGGGAUGUGAGCAAAAUUGGCUUGCUCCCUUCUACAGUACAAUCUAGCAAAGAGGUGGGAAUUUCCAAUGUGAUUAGCCACCUAGACUCGACUUCUGAGAAGAUGGCCCAAGGUCAUGGCAAAGAGACUUUGGGAGAACAAAAGAACUCUGCCUGGUCUGGACAUAUGGACCCACCAUUUUGCAACUUCACUUCAGACUUCUACAAACAAUUUGGUGUUUACCCAGGAGUCAUGGGUUCAGGAGCUUCCUGUGCUACCAGUGAGCCUGAUGGAAAAGUGCAGCUUGAAGAUGACUCAACGAUCCUACUCCCUGAGUCUGUGAACAAAAAUGCUACUGAUGACCUAUCAGAUAUCGCCUCAUCUGAAGACAUGGAAUCUUCCAAGGAGGAAAACAAUGAAGAGGAGGAUAUUGAGACAGAACCCGAAAUAAUGAGCAAACCACUAUCUGUCCUUAACAAGGAUAGCAGCAACGAUGGAGGAGACAGCCUCCCCAACACGGUUGCCUCCCAGCCAGCCCAAGGACUUGUCUCACCUUUGACCCAAACGUCCGAGAAGCAGUGGCAUGGCCCAAAUCUUCUUCCAUCCCACGACACCUCCACAGGGGUGAUGAAAGCAGAACAGAUCCCAGGGCCGCAGGUCCUAGAGAAGCAGAUGAACAUGUUGUCAGUCCUAAGAGCCUAUAGCUCUGAAGGCUUAGCAGCCUUUAAUGGACUUUCGAGUAGCACAGCAAGUAGUGGAUGUGUCAAGAGACCAGACUUGUGUGGUCACAGGCCUUUCCAGUGCAGAUAUUGUCCGUACAGUGCCUCUCAGAAGGGAAACCUGAAGACCCAUGUUCUUUGUGUCCAUCGCAUGCCUUUUGACAACAGCCAGUAUCCCGAUCGCAGGUUCAAGCGCUCCAGAGUUGACUCCGAGGCUUCUGGGAAUUUAGAGGAACCUGCAGCUGUCAGACCCGGGAGCUCAGCAGAGCUAACGGAGGUGGGCAGCAAGGCCCAGGAGUAA